GCGCAUCUUGACGCGCGUUCACAUUUCUCUACUCACACGCGCGCAAGUAUACAGCAACACACCGCGAGCAUCCCUGAACGGAGGGAGCGCUCGUUUUGGUUUCACAAUCUAGAAGAAUCCCUGUGUUACAAUUUUCCACGUUUAAUAACAGACUGUCUGCCGCCGCAGAAUGAUCCCGGGCCCUGCCCAUCCUUCUGGACUGUGAGGCCCGCACAGAAAUCCACCUUGCACCCGGCAGAAGGACCCUCAGUGACCGCUACGCCUACAGCAGCAGCAGCGGCAGCCAGCCCGAGACAGAAUGUCAAGUAGCCCGGAAGAAAGUCGUUCAAGGGGCGGCGGCUCCAACUGUGACCUGAAGCUGGCCUCUUCAAGCAACACAUCCCCGGAGGGUGGACCUCCACCACCGCUGCACCAGAACCGAAUACGGCAGUCUGACAGUAACACCAGCUUCCUGCGGGCUGCUAGAGCGGGAAAUAUUGACAAAGUCUUGGACUUUCUGAAAAAUGGAGUAGACAUCAGCACCUGUAACCAGAAUGGUCUGAACGCGCUGCAUCUGGCUGCUAAAGAGGGACACAAGGAUUUAGUGGAGGAACUAUUGGAGAGAGGGGCACCUGUUGACUCUUCCACCAAGAAAGGAAACACGGCCCUCCAUAUUGCUGCUCUAGCUGGACAGAAAGAAGUGGUCAGACUACUAGUAAAAAGAGGAGCAGACGUUAACUCGCAGUCGCAGAAUGGCUUCACCCCACUUUACAUGGCAGCCCAGGAGAAUCACUUGGAGGUGGUGCGAUUCAUGCUGGAAACUGAUGGGAACCAAAGCAUAGCAACAGAGGAUGGCUUCACCCCUCUGGCCAUCGCCCUCCAGCAAGGCCACAACUCAGUGGUCUCACUGCUGUUGGAACAUGACACCAAGGGGAAGGUUCGCCUUCCGGCCCUGCACAUCGCGGCUCGCAAAGAUGACACAAAGUCCGCCGCACUGCUACUUCAGAACGACCACAAUGCUGACAUCCAAUCUAAGAAUGGGAUCACACCUCUCCAUGUGGCCUCCAAGAGAGGCAACACAAACAUGGUGGCUCUGCUGUUGGACCGAGGAGCUCAGAUUGAUGCUAAAACCAGGGAUGGACUGACUCCCCUGCACUGUGCAGCCAGGAGUGGACAUGACCCAGCAGUGGAAAUUCUGCUGGAGAGGGGAGCUCCCAUCUUAGCAAGAACUAAGAACGGACUGUCCCCGCUGCACAUGUCAGCCCAGGGAGACCACGUAGAGUGUGUCAAGUUCCUGCUGCAGUACAAGGCGCCUGUUGAUGAUGUCACACUGGACUACCUCACGGCACUGCAUGUCGCAGCUCACUGUGGCCACUACAGAGUCACCAAGCUUCUGCUGGACAAGAAGGCCAAUCCUAAUACAAGAGCACUGAAUGGGUUCACUCCCCUACACAUCGCCUGUAAGAAGAACAGGGUGAAAGUGAUGGAACUUUUGGUCAAAUAUGGAGCCACCAUUCAGGCCAUUACUGAGUCUGGUCUGACGCCCAUCCAUGUAUCUGCCUUCAUGGGCCACCUCAACAUUGUUUUACUCCUGCUGCAGAAUGGAGCUUCACCUGACGUCCGUAACAUUCGUGGUGAGUCAGCUCUCCACAUGGCAGCACGAGCAGGUCAGAUGGAAGUGGUUCGUUGUUUGCUGAGAAACGGAGCACUAGUGGACGCUGUGGCCAGAGAGGACCAGACCCCCCUCCAUAUCUCGUCCCGUCUGGGGAAAACUGAUAUAGUUCAGUUGCUGCUGCAGCACAUGGCUCACCCAGAUGCUGCCACUACCAACGGCUACACCCCGCUCCACAUCUCAGCCAGGGAGGGACAGGUGGAGACAGCCGCAGUGCUGCUGGAGGCUGGAGCUUCACACUCACUGGCCACAAAGAAAGGAUUCACUCCAUUACAUGUAGCAGCUAAGUAUGGAAGCCUUGAUGUAGCAAAACUUCUUCUUCAACGCAAAGCUCUCACAGACGAUGCUGGCAAGAAUGGCCUGACUCCGCUACAUGUGGCAGCUCAUUACAACAACCAAGAAGUAGCUCUGCUGCUGCUCGAUAAAGGGGCAUCGCCUCAUGCUACUGCAAAGAAUGGCUACACUCCUCUCCACAUUGCAGCCAAAAAGAACCAGACUAACAUUGCAUUAGCGCUGCUGCAGUACGGAGCAGAGACCAAUAUUCUGACCAAGCAGGGGGUCAGCCCUCUACACCUGGCAGCCCAGGAAGGACACGCUGAGAUGGCCAGCCUGCUGCUGGGCAAAGGAGCUCACGUCAACGCAGCCACCAAGAGUGGACUGACUCCUCUACAUCUCGCAGCCCAAGAAGACAGGGUCAGUGCAGCAGAAGUACUGGCCAAACAUGAUGCCACCUUGGAUCAGCAAACCAAGCUUGGAUAUACCCCUCUGAUAGUGGCCUGUCACUAUGGAAAUGCCAAGAUGGUGAACUUCCUGUUACAACAAGGUGCCAGCGUCAACGCCAAAACCAAGAAUGGAUACACACCCCUUCACCAGGCAGCACAACAAGGCAACACACAUAUUAUCAAUGUGUUGCUACAACAUGGUGCCAAACCAAAUGCUACUACAAUGAAUGGAAACACAGCUCUGUCUAUUGCCAGACGUCUUGGUUACAUCUCUGUAGUGGACACACUGAAAGUAGUCACAGAGGAGGUCAUCACUACCACAACUACGGUCACCGAGAAACACAAGCUUAAUGUCCCUGAGACCAUGACUGAGAUCCUCGAUGUGUCCGAUGAAGAAGGUGAGGACACUAUGACGGGUGAUGGAGGGGAGUAUCUGAGAGCAGAGGAUCUCAGAGAGCUGGGAGAUGACUCUCUGCCAGGACACUACUUAGACGGAUUCAGCUACAUGAGCCACAACUUGGACAGGCCGCAGCUGACUCCUACUCACCAGAGUUUCCAUCAGAGAGAAGGAGUUCUUAUUGAAGAAAUGCUAACAAGCCACCAGGUAUCAGCACUGGCCAGAGAGCAUGACAAGGAAUCGUUCCGUCUGAGCUGGGGUGCUGAGCACCUUGAUAACGUGGUGCUGUCCUCCAGUCUGCUACAUUCAGGCCAUUCCUCUCCGUGCCUAGACCAUGACAACAGCAGCUUCCUGGUCAGCUUCAUGGUAGAUGCCAGGGGCGGGGCCAUGCGUGGUUGCCGUCACAAUGGCCUGCGAAUAAUCGUUCCACCAAGAAAGUGCUCUGCACCAACACGGGUGACAUGCCGGCUAGUGAAGAGACACCGUCUGGCCUCCAUGCCCCCUAUGGUGGAGGGUGAGGGGCUGGCUGGUCGCAUCAUAGAAGUGGGUCCCACUGGAGCCCAGUUCCUGGGGCCUGUGAUUGUGGAGAUCCCCCAUUUUGCAGCUUUGCGGGGCACAGAAAGAGAACUGGUGAUCUUGAGGAGUGAAACAGGAGAGAGCUGGAGGGAACACCACUGUGACUUCACAGAGGAGGAACUCAACCAGAUAUUGAAUGGCAUGGAUGAAAAACUUGAUUCCCCAGAGGAGCUUGAAAAGAAAAGAAUAUGCCGCAUUAUCACUCGAGACUUUCCCCAGUAUUUCGCGGUUGUGUCACGGAUAAAACAGGACAGUCAUCUGAUUGGACCAGAGGGUGGGGUCCUCAGUAGCACCCUAGUGCCCCAGGUCCAGGCUGUCUUCCCUGAAGGUGCCCUCACUAAGAAGAUCAGGGUUGGGCUACAGGCUCAGCCCAUUGACGUUGAGGUGAUAAGGAAGAUUCUUGGUAACAAAGCUACAUUCAGUUCAAUUGUCACAUUGGAGCCUCGAAGGAGGAAGUUCCAUAAACCGAUCACCAUGACAAUCCCUGUUCCUAAGAGCUCCAAUAGUGACGGACAAAGCACUGAGCUCAGUGGGGAGACCCCCACCUUACGUCUGCUCUGCAGUAUUACUGGUGGAACAACUCCUGCCCAAUGGGAGGACAUCACAGGUUCCACACCUCUCACCUUUGUUAACCAGUGUGUUUCUUUCACCACAAAUGUGUCAGCGAGGUUCUGGUUGAUAGACUGCAGACAGAUCCAAGAGUCUGUUAGUUUUGCCUCUCAGCUGUACAGGGAGAUCAUCUGUGUUCCUUACAUGGCCAAGUUUGUCAUUUUUGCCAAGACACUUGACCCCAUUGAGGCCCGCUUGCGAUGUUUCUGCAUGACAGAUGAUAAGAUGGACAAAACCCUGGAGCAGCAAGAGAACUUCACUGAAGUUGCUCGUAGCAGAGAUGUUGAGGUGCUGGAGGGAAAACCUAUAUUUGCUGACUGCUUUGGAAACCUGGUGCCUCUUACUAAGAGUGGACAGCACCAUGUGUUCAGCUUUUUUGCCUUCAAAGAGAACAGGCUGGCCCUAUUCAUCAAAAUUAGAGACACAGCACAAGAUCCUUGUGGUCGCUUGUCCUUUACCAAGGAACCACGUACCUACCGUAGUCUUACCCACAAUGCCAUCUGCAAUCUUAACAUCACUCUUCCUGCUUACUCAAAGGAGUCUGAUUCAGACCAAGAUCCAGAUGAUGAGAGUGAGAAGAGCGACAAGAAAUCCUCUUGCAGUUCAGAUUCUGAUGGCAACCCAUUACCUACUGCCCAACCGCCAUCUGGGAGAGAGGAUGUGUUUGAAUACAGGCAUGCUUGGGAUGACACAGUGGAAACCCAGAUGCAGAGAAUCAUCGAUGAUAAAACUCCACGAUGUACGUCAGUGGAUUGGCAGGAUGAUGCUGACAGAAAAGAGGAGACAUUAGCUAUCGUAGCAGAUCUACUUGGGUUCAGCUGGACAGAACUCGCAAGAGAACUGGAAUUCAGUGAGAAUGAAAUCCAACUGGUGAGAACAGAGAAUCCUAAUUCCCUCCAAGAGCAGAGCCAUGCGUUACUCCAACGCUGGGUUGAGCGGGAAGGAAAACAUGCAACAGAGGACUGUCUGGUUAAAAGACUUACCAAGAUCAACCGUAUGGAUAUUGUCCAUUUAAUUGAAACUCAGAUGAACAAGUCAGUUCAAGAGCAAACUUCUAGAACUUAUGCUGAAAUAGAGAAGACACUGGAUCACAGUGAAGUGUCAGUAGCCCUUUCUUCAGUGCAAGACGAUGCAGACAGCCCCAGAAUUGUGAGAAGGGUGGAGUCAGACCGCAGACCACCCCCUGCUGUUUCUGAAGAGGAUCUCUCAGUUGCUUCCCUACUGGAUAUUCCAUCCUGGGCAGAGCCUGUUGGACACACCCACUCAGAAAGCAUGCAUGGUGACCUUUUGGAGGACCUUGAGAUCCCACAUGAAUUGAACCCUAACCUCUGGAGCUCCGAGGAUGUUAUUGCACAAGAACCUACAAGUUAUGACAACACAGAUGAGCAAGCUGACGACAUGCCUGACCUUCCUUCUCAGUCUGUAACUGAAGAAAAGUAUCAGGAUGAAAAUGGACACAUUGUGGUCAAAAAGGUUACCCGAAAAAUCAUCCGCAAAUGUGUAUCCGCGGAUGGUGUGGAGCGAGAAGAGGUUUUGGUAGACGGAGCUCCAGAGGGGUCCAUCGGUAUGGCAGAGGGAGAUGGAUACUCUAAGGUGGUGAAGAGGACUGUACUGAAGAGUGAGGGAGACCACACAGAGGUAACAUUUGCUGAAUGUGAAGGUUUCUCAUCAAAACAAGACAUGGCUGAAGGUGGUAAGGUCAGACACACAGAAAAGACAACAGUGGUCGAGGGUGAAAGGACAAUGACACACAAAGGGGAUCCAUCUUUGGCUUCUGACCUCCCCUCAGCCAAAGAUGACUUCAAACAGGGCCCACAUGCGUAAAGGUCGCACCCUCAGACGGACUGUGGUGAAGGAAGCCGGGCAGCGUAAACAGGUCCUUCUAGAGCAAGUGGACAACCCCAGAAAAGGGUCAAAACCACAUGAUCUCCAGCAGCAUCUCCACCAGCUCUUUCACCGCUACUACAAAGAAAAAAAGGAGAACACCGAUGAGGACGAAGAAGGAUAGGAGGAAGAGUAGAAGACUAUGUAACACUCUCCCCCACUCCCCGGCUCUGCCCAUGCUAAAGCCCCACCCCCUAAUCCUAUGCAUAAGCCACAUGCAAUCCCAGUGUGCACCACGGCACCUCAAAACUACCACAGUCUUCCCAUUUUAAGUCCUGGAAGAUGACGGUUUGUUCACACUUUAGAGUUGUCUUCCUAAGCUAGUAUAAUAUCCUCAUGAUUUCCUUUUCAUGUUCUGAUGUUGUUUUGCCUUUUUGUGACCAAAGAAAGCCUUCUGUUGUUUUCCUGUUAAUUUUAAUUUCCACAUCCUAAUUGUCUUUGAUAUUUUGUCUCAAUGCUGUGGUAGAGCAACUAAAAAAAGAAAACAGAUGAACACUAUUUACAUCAACUAACUCACAAACCUCCUGAGGGUAAGGACCACUUCACCUGCAAAAUACUGGUAUUACUCUCUGAGUAGGUGCUUGGACUUGAAAGACAGUAUCCCACACUGCACUGCCUCUCACAACUAGAGAUUCUCAGAUAUCCCUCACUCUAAAACUGUCUCACUCUGUACUAGCCUGUUUGCUCUUUUGAUUCAGGUGGUGAAGAUGUCACACAGAGAAAACGCGACUGUAUCGACACUGAAUUUAACUGCUGCUGCUGCUGCUGCUGUGUUUUGUGUAGGCUAUGUGUAAUCUGUCCUUGGGAAUUAUAUAGUACUUAUAAUCUAGACAUAAAGACAUCAAGUAGCCUAGGAAUUAAUAAUCACCCAUGUCAAGUAGAACAGGCAUGACUAAUCAACAUCUGUCAUUUUGAUCCUAGCUUUGACUGCUUUGUAGUUCUACGGAUUGCCCUUCUGCCUGUCUUUCUCUUCUCUGUGUCUUUCUUUUUGUUAGUACUUUUUAUUUUAUUUUUCCUGUCUUUUUCUCUUGAAAUUGUUAAAACUGACUCAUGAUGAAUGAAUGAUGAAUGUGUAGCUAUAGUGUGUCCACGCAUGUUUAAGACUGCAUUGUCAGCUUUUUUGGAGAGGUUAUUGUCAAAGUAUUAUUUAGUUCAUUUUAACUCUGUUGUUUGAAAAUGGGGUAUUUAAAGUUUUAUUAGUGAUUUUUUUUAGUAUAUAUAACAUCUGGAUUCUUUUUUUUUUUCGCUUUUAUUUUGUCCCUCAGAUGUGGCACUGGUGAAAAAGAUUGUCACGGUUGCUUGUCAAGAAAUGAGAUUUGUGGUACGGUGACCAUGUUUUUCUGCUUUAUUUAAUGUAGACUUUAUUAAUUUAUCUUUGAAAAGAAAGUGUCAGACCAGGUGUUGGCUUCAGUGUGGUGUGUUUGUGAGUGAAUGAGUAUGUGAGCAAAGUACAAGAGUGUGUGCUAGUUUCAGUCAGCAUACAAAAGAAACAUAUUUUACACAAACCGCAUUUGCACUCCUGAAUGUCAGGAGGAUUCACCUCCAUGCUUUUUGUGCACACAAUCUGAGGUACAGUAUAUCUUAGCCACUGACAGUCUCAUUUAGGCGUGACGGAUGACAAAUACAUGGUAAUGUUACACCAGAACACAAGUAAGGAGGCAGGUUGAGAGCUUAAAUAUACCAUUACUCACUGCUCUGAGCAUUGCAACUGUAUGUAUCUACAACAUGUAAUGUAUUUAUUUAACUAUCACUGUUUAUUUUGUGAUUUAGAAAAAUGUAAAAUGCAAUCUAGUGGAAGCUCACUGUGACAGGUAUGCUUUUAAUUUGAAGAAUCAGCAUCCCUUUUCUGUGAUAACAGUUAUAUACAUAUACAAUGCAUAUAUAAAUAUCUAUAAGGGCAUGUAUUACUGUAUCAAAACUCAAAAAGACAAAAAUAAAAUGGCUGCAGUGUGUCUAUGGCUGAUAGAGAAUAAAAGUCUACAAAUGUUAA
Molecule: messenger RNA, 7829 nt
Organism: Notolabrus celidotus (New Zealand spotty)
Lineage: Eukaryota; Metazoa; Chordata; Actinopteri; Labriformes; Labridae
Product: ankyrin-2-like
Exons: 45
Coding region: 299-5779 (1826 amino acids)
Biological process (GO): signal transduction
Molecular function (GO): protein binding
Source: RefSeq, a predicted model, not a curated record